AUGUCGUAUCCACAGGGAUACUUGUACCAGCCGUCUGCUUCUCUGGCACUGUAUUCGUGUCCAACAUAUAGCUCCAGUGUGAUUUCGGGGUCCCGGACGGAAGAAAUUGGAAGAUCCUCCGCUGGGUCCGCUUUUGCUCCGUAUGCAGGGUCUACGUCGUUCACAAGUCAAGCGGCAGGUUAUAACUCUCUCCCGUACAGCUCUGAGUCGGGUUCCGCCGCUCCGUUCUCUUCCUACGUGGGCUCCCCAUUCGACCAUACGGCAGGCUUGACUGGCUCUAUAGGGUAUCACCCAUAUGCCGGGCCCCUGGGCGCGUACCCAUUUGGAGACCCCGCUUACCGGAAAAAUGCCACCCGAGACGCAACUGCCACUCUCAAAGCCUGGCUGAGCGAGCACCGGAAAAACCCGUACCCCACCAAGGGGGAGAAAAUCAUGCUGGCCAUCAUCACCAAAAUGACUCUCACCCAGGUGUCCACCUGGUUCGCCAAUGCCCGGAGGAGACUGAAAAAGGAGAAUAAAAUGACCUGGACCCCACGAAACAGAAGUGAAGACGACGACGAGGAAGAUAAUAUUGAUCUAGAGAAAAAUGAUGAUGAUGACGAGCCAUUGAAACCCACAGACUUAACAGAGUCUACCAAAGAAUUAGCUGGUCACGACCUCAGUCCAGGGGGAAUACCGUGUGAGAGGUACACACCGAACAACAACAAAGAUGAUGAGGGUGAUGAAACGGUUCACGUUACGAACGGCUCUGUCGCGAGAGACACAGAGAAUCGGACAGCGCCCGAGUCGUCGGAGCCUACGACCUCUUCCCCCCAAAACAUGCCCCCAGGAACUGAUAGGCUUAUGCAGGAGAAGCCUUUGGAGACAGGAGAAACACCGAAGCUCUUAAAUGAAAACAGCAAUGCUACAUCUGUCAUUCAUUCAACCAACUCCACCCACAAACCCAAACUCUGGUCUCUUGCUGAGAUGGCAACUUCGGAUAAGGGGAGUGGCGAACAAUCCCAAACAUCUGGACCAUGUCAGAGUGCCACGGUUGCAACGGCUGCUGGGCGCUCACCUCCCAGGUCACCAGCACAAUGUCCUUUCCCAAACGGCGCAAUUUUAUCCAGACACAUAUACUACACGUCUCCGUUUUAUGCGGGUUACUCGAACUAUGGCACUUUCGGACAUCUUCACGGUAACCAUGGAUCUAACCCGAGUUCAAUAACAAAUCUGAACGGAUUAAAUCAAACGGUGCUGCACAGGGCAGAAGCUCUGGUAAGAGACAGUAAACUUAGAGGCCACACACACGCUGAUAUGUGUAAGGACCUCGUCUUUGAACACAAGAGGAGUAUCUCAAAUGUUUAA
Messenger RNA from Chanos chanos (milkfish), 1347 nucleotides. It is a transcript of the gene irx5b, whose product is annotated as iroquois homeobox 5b. The coding region runs from base 1 to 1347 and encodes 448 amino acids. Gene Ontology annotation, molecular function: RNA polymerase II cis-regulatory region sequence-specific DNA binding; DNA-binding transcription factor activity, RNA polymerase II-specific. The record is from RefSeq and is a predicted model, not a curated record. Gene Ontology annotation, cellular component: nucleus. The transcript is spliced from 3 exons. Lineage: Eukaryota; Metazoa; Chordata; Actinopteri; Gonorynchiformes; Chanidae. Gene Ontology annotation, biological process: cell development; neuron differentiation; regulation of transcription by RNA polymerase II.